AUGGAAGACCUCAUGGACGCGCAGCAAGACAUGAUGGAGGCUCAAGCAAUGAUAGCUCAUGGGGGACCUGGUGUGAUGAUGGACUAUGGCAGAAUCGGGGGUCCCCACCCCGGUGGCCUCUCAGUAGCAUCUCAGACGAUUGGCAUGAAUGGCAUGCCGCCGUACAACGUAACCGUGAUGCAGAGACCAGGACAGCCCCCAAUAGUCACUACAUCCGGUAACGGAGGCAUGAUUUCCGGAGCCGGUGGCAUCCCUGGGAUGACCAUGGGGCCGUCCGGAUGGAGCAUAGGAGGACCCUCCGGAAUCAAUAUGGGGCCUACUGACAUGAACAUUGGAGGGCCGUCAGGAAUUAGUAUGGGACCUACUGGCAUGAACAUUGGAGGGCCGUCCGGGAUCACUAUGGGAUCCGGAGCGCUCGGCACGGGUUCCUCUGGGAUGGCUGGGAUGGGUGUGCCCGGAGGAGGCGUGGGAACAUCCGGAGGAGGCAUGGGUAUGCCAGGUGGUGGAGGGAUGGGCAUGCCAGGCGGUGGAGGGAUGGGCAUGCCAGGCGGUGGAAGGAUGGGCAUGCCAGGCGGUGAAGGGAUGGGUAUGCCUGGAGGUAUGGGUAUGCCUGGAGGAGGUAUGGGUAUGCCUGGAGGAGGUAUGGGUAUGCCUGGAGGAGGUAUAGGUAUGCCUGGAGGAGGUAUAGGUAUGCCUGGAGGUAUGGGUAUGCCCGGGGGAAUGAGUAUGCCUGGAGCAGGGCCGGCCGGUCCACCAGGCAUGCUCGGAGGUCGCUCACUGCCGCAAGGCAUGGGUGGCCAAGGCGGAGGGAGGCCACCAAGCGAGACGGAGAGUGUUGAAGCUGAUGAUGAGUCCGAUGGUUGA
This is a messenger RNA of Baudoinia panamericana UAMH 10762, 864 nucleotides long. RefSeq lists its product as uncharacterized. NCBI's taxonomy places the organism in Eukaryota, Fungi, Ascomycota, Dothideomycetes, Mycosphaerellales, Teratosphaeriaceae. Bases 1 to 864 code for a protein of 287 amino acids. The transcript is spliced from 4 exons. The record is from RefSeq and is a predicted model, not a curated record.